UACACCCGCGAGGCUCCGCGCGCCCUCUUUUCGUUCCUCCUCCGUCCUGUUAUUGUCAACCCGUCGGUGCCAGCCCUCUUUCCUCCUCUGUACAUUUACUUCAUACUUGAUUGUGGCUUCUGUGUUCAUCUGUGGUUGUUUAUCCGGUCGUUUCAUUUCCUCUCCAUUCACACACUCCUUUCGAUUCUUCUGCGUUGCCGAUAACAUUAAAGGGCUCCUCUAAAACAGUUCGAUUUUUGCUUUCUUCGCCAGCAUCUUUCAUCGUGAUAUAGCCCACGUUUGUGUCGUUGAAAACAACCAGCAUUCCUCGCUUCCCAUCUUCGGUCUACAAUCGCCAUGUACGCCUCCGCCAUCCUCUUCGCGGCUGCCGCCAGCCUCGUCGCUGCGCAGACAUCAUCGUCAUCUGGACCUGUCUCGGGAUGCGGCAGCCAGAUCGACAUCAUCAUCCAAACUUGCGUUGCGACCGAAAAGGCUCAGCUUGACAACUGCAAGCCUAACGACUGGGACUGCCUGUGCGAGCAGAGCAACAAUGUCUUGACCUGCUACAACAACUGCCCAUCGGACCCCAACCGAUUCGGCGUUGAGCAGACCAAAGUGUCCUACUGCAAUGCUGCCAAAGCUUACCCAACCCACGCCACGACCACCAUCUUGUCCAGCACUACGACUUCAUCCAACACCGCUUCGCGUACUUCUACUUCCUCCACGAACGCAAUCAAUGCCGUCUCUCCAUCACCCUCCAGCCCGACCCACACUGGCGCCGCCACAGUCUUGCUUGCGCCUGCAGGUGCUGUCGUAGCCAUCUUUGGCGCGCUCGCGCUGUUCUAAGCUGGAGACGUGGUUGUCCAGGCCGAGAUCGGAAUAUGUAUUUUUGAAGAGUUGGUUCGAACAAAGUCCACGUUUGUAUUUGCGAGGAAAUCCUGCGUAUAUUCCAAAGACCAUGUCCGG
Molecule: messenger RNA, 945 nt
Organism: Dissoconium aciculare CBS 342.82
Lineage: Eukaryota; Fungi; Ascomycota; Dothideomycetes; Mycosphaerellales; Dissoconiaceae
Exons: 2
Coding region: 337-825 (162 amino acids)
Source: RefSeq, a predicted model, not a curated record